Messenger RNA from Notolabrus celidotus (New Zealand spotty), 1585 nucleotides. RefSeq names its product Fc receptor, IgE, high affinity I, gamma polypeptide like (gene fcer1gl). Gene Ontology annotation, biological process: cell surface receptor signaling pathway. The record is from RefSeq and is a predicted model, not a curated record. The transcript has 5 exons. Gene Ontology annotation, molecular function: IgE receptor activity. Lineage: Eukaryota; Metazoa; Chordata; Actinopteri; Labriformes; Labridae. Bases 283 to 561 code for a protein of 92 amino acids. Gene Ontology annotation, cellular component: Fc-epsilon receptor I complex.
UAGCUACCACCAAAGUGAGGUAAAAUUUUACAGAAGUGUUUCAGAGGACCUUCAGAGAAGGGAGGAUGGUAUUGUGGGGAGGAGUGUGGUUUUGCAGCUUAAAAAAACGGACAGAGAGCCCCGGACUUCCUGUUUGCUGCUUUAUCACAGAGCUCAGUGCUGAGGAGUGUUUGAAGAGCUCUCUCUGACUAAAGGAACAACAAAGACGGACCCUCUUCCUUCUUAUUUUAUCUGCAGCCCACUUGGUAAGAUGUGCGGGCGCUGCCUUUCGCUGCCUUUCUGAUGAUCAAUCCCACCUGCACUGAGGCCUUUGAAGAGAUGUCCUAUUGUUACAUUCUGGAUGGGAUUCUCAUCCUAUACGGGAUCAUCCUGACAGUCUUAUACUGCCGGCUGAGGAUGUGUACGUUCCAGAAAGCCCCUGCCGCAAACCCUCAGAAGAAGCCGGCUGAGGGGGGCAUCUAUGCGGUGAGACUCUUUCUAAAGCUUAAACAGACUUUUAAAAAGGCACAUGUCGGGAAAGUGACAGAUUCCCACACAGCAGAUGGGUCUGACCUCCCAUAGCACCGACGUCUAUGAGACCAUCAGAACAGAUAAAAAGGCGUUUGUGUGAUUACAGAAGUUUUGUUGCCGAGAGGACGCCGGCAGAUGAUCAGUGUGCCAAACCUCUUCAAGCUUUAUACUGUAUAUUAAGUAUGUGUGUUUGCAUAGAGUAUCUAUUCAAGGAUCUUCCUUCUUCUUUUGUAAAAAUAAUUCUGCUUUUAUUUAACACAUAAUAACAACAACAAAUACUGUCUCUCGCUAUCUCUCUCUCUCUCUCUGUGUGUGUGUGUGUGUGUGUGUGUGUGUGUGUGUGUGUGUGUGACGUGCAUGUCGCUCUCUGUUUCACAACUCUUUUUUGAAAGCUUCCAGAAAAACAGAAGUCUAAUUUGGUCUUCUGGUUUUGUUUGGUGUUCCUUUUUUGUUAAGAAGAAGUAGUCCUUCUUUUAAUAAAUCAUGUAUCUUAACUUAUCCAGGGUGAAACAAAAAGGACUAGUGUUUUUUAAAUAAUAAAAAGAAGUAUAACAAGUUAGAAAAUAUGAAAAAAGCUUGUCAAAAUAUCUCAAAGUCACAUUCUUCCUUUAAAAAACAAUCUCACAGAUCAUCAGAUGUCAAGUUUUUUCUUUUCGUUUUGUUUUAGUUGACUAAGAAAUAAAACAGCUAAACUUCAUGUAUGGACAUGUUUCCGCUAGCUUUCAUAACAGUGAGUACAUGUAUGUGAGCUUUUUGUGGGAAAUUCUGUAUUUAAUUAUUUUUCAAACAAGAAUCCUGAAGCUGAAUUGUUUGUUCAUUUCUUAAAGUUGUGAAAAAGUUGUACUAUCAAAAUGUUCAAAACAUAAAUGAAAUAUCAGAUAUUUGAUAUCAUUUUUAGAAAAAGUUUAUUUCUGCAGUUUUUCUCGUGAUUAAAUAUCUAUAGCAACAUUUUUGUAGUCACAGUUUUUGUUGGUAUGCUUCAUGUUAAUGACAGAAAACAGUGACAUUGUAACUUUAAAUGAUGAUUUGUAAUCUUCCAUAAUAUAACCUGGAAUAAACAUCACCUUUAACAACA